Arabidopsis thaliana (thale cress) is the source of this 183-nucleotide messenger RNA. RefSeq lists its product as uncharacterized. Lineage: Eukaryota; Viridiplantae; Streptophyta; Magnoliopsida; Brassicales; Brassicaceae. The record is from RefSeq and is marked reviewed. The coding region runs from base 1 to 183 and encodes 60 amino acids. The transcript has a single exon.
AUGCGCUUAGAGCUGAGCGUAUCCGUCGUCGCGGAAAUUCAGGUUCAGGAAACCAACACAAGGCUUGUCACGCUUAGCCAUGUUGAUCUGCCAAAGAGGAUUAGGGACGUUGGUAAGUUGGGUUUAGGGACUGGGUGGGUUGUCUUCAUGCUAGGCGAUGAGUUCAGCGUGAGAUCUAAAUGA